Messenger RNA from Toxorhynchites rutilus septentrionalis, 2250 nucleotides. RefSeq lists its product as uncharacterized. Gene Ontology annotation, molecular function: nucleic acid binding. The coding region runs from base 1 to 2250 and encodes 749 amino acids. Gene Ontology annotation, biological process: DNA integration. The transcript has a single exon. The record is from RefSeq and is a predicted model, not a curated record. Lineage: Eukaryota; Metazoa; Arthropoda; Insecta; Diptera; Culicidae.
AUGUUUAUGCAACAAUUGUGGCAAUCGAAAAUAUCCUGGGAUUGUCAAUUAGAAGACCAGCAACUACAGUUUUGGAAAGAGUUCCGAAACGAUCUGCAAUCUCUAGAAGGUUUUGCCGUUCCUCGCUGGGUAGUCCCAUGUAGUCAACCAUACGUCAUUGAACUACACGGCUUCUGCGACGCUUCAGAGAGCGCGUAUGGAGCUUGCAUCUACCUUCGCUGCAUCUCCGAGAGUGGAUCAACUUGUGUACACCUCCUCACGGCUAAGUCGAAAGUUGCACCGAAAGCUCAAGGAAAAGGUCAAAAAAGAAUUUGUCUGCCUCGCCUCGAACUGUCAUCCGCCCUCCUACUAACCCAUUUGUAUGAGAAGGUUAAGAGUGGUUUGAACCUCAACACACGUGACUUAUUCUGGUCAGAUUCAAUGAUCGUCAUCCAUUGGCUAGCUGCAUCGCCAUCUCGUUGGAAGAGAUUUGUAGGAAAUCGCGUGGCGGAAAUCCAGCAGAUUACUGCCGCUGGAACUUGGGGCCAUGUAGCCGGUUUUGAAAACCCUGCGGUUGUAAUAUCCAGAGGCAUGCUAGCUAGUCAACUGAUCAAACACACUCUCUGGUGGAGAGGCCCACUUUGGUUGAGCACAUCAAGUGAAUUUCGACCAAAUAUUUUGCGUACUACCGACGAUCAAUUCGAUAGUCAAUUAUUAGAAGAGAAACCAUCGACUUCCCUAGCCACAGUUUCUCCCAGCAAUAUAUUCGAAUUUAAAUCAACGCUCACCGGGUUAAUUCGAUUAGUUGCUCAUCUCCGCCGAUUUGUGUUCAACACUAGAUUAAGAAACCGAAGUACACGACAAGUUGGACCCCUAUCGACUGCUGAAUUGGACAGUGCUCUACAAAACCUAGUACGAAUCGCUCAAAAUGAAUCAUUCGGAGAAGACAUCCGCUCAAUUCGCUCAUCUACACAAGUUAAAACCACUUCCAAAUUGAAAUCGCUUUCACCCAUUCUGAAAGAUGGCAUUCUUCGAGCUCGUGGCCGUCUCAGUAAUGCUUGCAUCAACUACGAUCAAAAACAACCAAUGAUUCUCGAUCAUGAUCAUCCUCUGACAUUAUUAAUUGUUCGCCACUAUCAUAUAAAAUAUCUACACGCUGGACCCCAACUGUUAUGUGCAGCAGUUCGUUCAAGAUUUUGGCCUCUUCGACUACGAAACAUUGCCCGUAAAGUCGUGCACACCUGCGUCACUUGCUUUCGCAGCAAGCCUGAAGUUACCGAACAAAUCAUGGCGGAUCUCCCACCAGCACGUGUAACCCCAACCAUGCCAUUCCUGAGAACAGGAAUCGAUUUUUGUGGACCACUAUAUUUGCGACCGCUUACCCGGAAACGUGCUCCAGAGAAGUGCUAUGUUGCAGUUUUUGUCUGCAUGUCAACGAAGGCGCUGCACUUCGAGUUAGUGGGCAAUCUCUCCACAGACUCUUUCGUCGCAGCACUCAAAAGAUUUGCCGCCCGACGUGGCAUACCACAAACAUUUUUUUGCGACAAUGCCACUAAUUUUGUCGGCGCUAGACGAUUAUUGAACGAAUUUUUGCAGUUAUUCCGAACACAGCAAAGUCGAGAUCAAGUUGUAAAACUGUGCUCAGAUGAGGGCAUAGAAUUUCGAUUCAUUCCGCCAAGAUCUCCUCAUUUUGGGGGAAUUUGGGAAGCUGCGGUGAAAUCCCUAAAACAUCACCUGUAUCGCACUCUUAAAAACGCUUUAGUAACCGCCGAACAAAUGGAAACAUUACUGUGUCAAAUCGAGGCGUGUUUAAACUCACGACCUCUCACACACCUUAGCAGUGACCCUCAGGAUCUGAACGUCCUUACACCAGGACAUUUCUUGGUGCAUAGAUCGCUAACCGCGAUACCUGAACCGUCUUAUGAGGAAAUUUCAUUGGGAAAGCUUUCACAGUGGCAACUAGUUCAGGAAUUCCUUAGACGCAUAUGGCAACGAUGGUCAACGGAGUAUCUCGCCGACCUACAGCAACGAACCAGAUGGACCCGAAGACGCAACAACAUCCAGAUUGGUACCAUGGUGUUGGUCAAGGAGGAUCAUCUCCCUCCAAUGAAGUGGCGAUACGGCCGUAUCGUAGAAGUUUUCCCUGGCAACGACGGCUGUAUACGUGUAGUCAACAUCCGGACAAAAGAUGGCAUGUUCAAUCGAGCCAUUACACGCAUCUGUGUUCUCCCAAUUCAGGACAAUCUGCAGCGCAAUGCAGAGUCAUCAUAG